Rana temporaria (common frog) is the source of this 3901-nucleotide messenger RNA. RefSeq names its product ATPase 13A4 (gene ATP13A4). Gene Ontology annotation, biological process: polyamine transmembrane transport; intracellular calcium ion homeostasis. Gene Ontology annotation, cellular component: late endosome membrane. The record is from RefSeq and is a predicted model, not a curated record. The transcript is spliced from 30 exons. Gene Ontology annotation, molecular function: ATPase-coupled monoatomic cation transmembrane transporter activity; ATP binding; polyamine transmembrane transporter activity. The coding region runs from base 124 to 3708 and encodes 1194 amino acids. Lineage: Eukaryota; Metazoa; Chordata; Amphibia; Anura; Ranidae.
AACUCAACUCUUUCACAAUUGAAACUUGCUUUUGUCACUGACAGGCCAGCAAGGUGUGCAGACAUUCUACUGCACUGGACAGAUUUCAGUGCUGCGAACAAUAAGGGACACCUCAGUGAUUUGAUGGGGGAAAAAGUGAAUAAUGGCCAUCGUGCGUUGCUUAACCAAGGAGAGGAAAAUGAGAUGGACAUUUUUGGUUACCGAACCAGCUCUUGCCGAACAGCAUUGUGCAUUUUUGGAUACAUAUUCACACUUGGAUUUCUCUUGCUUAUAUUCUACUGGAAACCAGAGUGGCAUGUAUGGGCCAACUGCAUUCCAUGUUCCCUCCAAGAAGCCGAUGUUGUUCUACUUAGAACCACAGAUGCCUUCAAAGAGCACACGUGGAAGGAUGUGCUGUCAAUGAAGUUGUCGGAAUUUCAGCACAAGUCUUUAUUUGCUAGCGCACAAGAUGAGGAUUCAGUCAUUAAGAAAUCAGUGAUAGGUACAGAACACCAUGUUAGAUAUAUACAAGUGCAGAAAAUCCGUUACAUAUGGGAUGGAAGUGAAAAACUGUUUGCUAAAGCAGGAGUCCUGGAAGAUUAUUACACGUGUUCCUCUAUACAUGAAAACUUUGGAGGUGGAUUUGCCCAAGAGGAGCAGGAUGUCAGGAGGCUCAUCUGUGGACCGAAUAUAAUUGAUGUCGGUAUUACUCCAAUAUGGAAACUACUCUUUAAAGAGGUGUUGAGCCCAUUUUAUGUGUUCCAGCUGUUCAGUGUGUGCCUAUGGUUUGCUGAAGAAUAUAUAGAAUAUUCCGUGGCCAUUAUUGUUAUGUCAUUAAUUUGUAUUGGCCUCUCUGUGUACACAUUACGACAGCAAUCAGUUAGACUGCACAGACUAGUUGAAUCUCAUAAUAACAUCAAGGUUUCUGUGUAUGGAAAACAGAAAGGUGUCUAUGUGGAUGAGUCCUGUCACUUGGCUCCUGGUGAUGUCAUUGUGAUUGAAAGAAAUACUCUUCUGCCUUGUGAUGCAUUGCUCAUCAAUGGAGGCUGUAUAGUGAAUGAGAGCAUGCUUACAGGUGAAAGUAUCCCAGUUACCAAGACUCCUUUGCCAAAAACAGACAACACAGAACCAUGGAAGGUUCACAGUGUACAUGACUACAAGAGACAUAUCCUUUUCUGUGGAACCCAGGUCAUCCAGACCAAAGCUGCAGACCAUGUAAAAGCUAUUGUACUUAGAACAGGCUUUAAUACAGCUAAGGGUGACCUGGUGCGGUCUAUCCUCUACCCAAAGCCAGUGAACUAUAAGCUCUACAGAGAUGCAUUGGUAUUCCUUUUCAGUCUGAUUUGUCUGUCUCUGAUUGGGAUGGUCUACGCUGUUUGUGUGUUUGCUUUGGAUGGGGCUGAUGCUGGAGAGGUAGUGAAAAAAGCUUUAGAUGUCAUCACCAUUGCAGUUCCUCCAGCUCUCCCAGCUGCCCUUACUGCAGGAAUCAUUUAUGCCCAGAAAAGACUUGAGAAAUAUGGAAUUUUCUGUAUCAGUCCCCAGAGGAUCAAUCUCUGUGGAACGAUUAACCUUUUUUGCUUUGAUAAGACAGGAACCUUAACCGAGGAUGGUCUGGAUCUUUGGGGUAUAGUACCAUCAAAUGAGUAUCGGUUUCAGGAAAUAAUUUCAAUUACAGAAAACACUUCUCUUUUUUGGUGUCCACUCCUUGGAGUUAUGACAUCCUGCCAUUCUCUAAUUUUCUUGGAUGGGACAGUACAGGGUGAUCCACUGGACCUUAAAAUGUUUGAGUUUACAUGUUGGGAGAUUGAUGCAUCAAGUAAUCAAUAUGAAGAGUCCAUGGAAACUAUGAUUGUGAAACCAGGUCCUGAAGCAAAAAAGGUUGACAUUGAAGGAAUUGUUAUUCUGCAGCAGUUUCCUUUCUCUUCAGGUCUGCAGCGCAUGUCAGUGAUUACCCAAGUCCUUAAUGGAGAUGAAUAUACCGUCUACAUGAAAGGAGCACCAGAGAUGGUGGCCUCAUUCUGCAAGCCAGGCACAGUUCCCAUCAACUUCACUGAUGAGCUGGAGCUUUACACAAAGCAGGGAUUUCGAGUUCUAGGAAUGGCAUACAAACGUCUUGAAAAAAAUGAAAAUCUGAGAGUCAAAGAUUUAAAGCGGGAUGAAGUGGAAUCUGACUUAUCCUUCCUUGGACUUCUAGUGAUGGAAAAUCGCCUUAAACUGGAAACUGGGCCAGUAUUACGAGAGUUAUCUAAUUCUGCUGUCAGGACUGUUAUGAUAACAGGAGACAAUCUUCAGACAGCUGUGACUGUUGCUAGAAACUCAGGGAUGAUAAGUACCGCCAGUAAUGUGAUUCUGGUUGAUGCCCAAGAGCCCACUGACACUAGAAUGGCCUCCAUCACGUGGACUCUAUUAUCUGGACUGAAGGCAAAGAAUUUAGAUGAUGUGAAUAUUUUUAUUGACAUACAAGAUAAAAACAAGUCAGACAGUGAAAACCUGCCUUAUUAUUUCGCUAUGACGGGAAGCUCUUUUCAAGUUAUAUUACAGCACUUUAGCAAUUUAUUACAAAAGAUACUGAUAAAUGGCACAAUUUUUGCGCGUAUGUCUCCAGGGCAAAAAUCAAGUCUUGUUGAAGAAUUUCAAAAACUUGGGUAUUAUGUCGGAAUGUGCGGUGAUGGUGCAAAUGAUUGUGGUGCUCUGAAGAUGGCCCAUGUUGGAAUUUCAUUGUCUGAGCAGGAAGCUUCUGUUGCUUCCCCAUUCACAUCAAAAACUCAGAAUAUUGAAUGUGUUCCUCGGCUGUUAAAAGAAGGAAGAGCUGCUCUUAUUACCUCUUUCUGCGUAUUUAAGUACAUGGCUCUUUACAGCAUGAUUCAAUAUAUCGGUGUGCUGCUCCUAUAUUGGCAAAAAAACGCUUUUGCAAAUUAUCAAUUCCUUUUCCAAGAUCUGGCAAUAACAACAGUGAUCAGUGUGACAAUGAGUUUGAAUCAUGCAUACCCAAAACUGGCCUCAUACAGGCCUCCAGCCCAGCUAAUUUCGCCUCAACUAUUACUCUCUGUGGUGCUAAAUAUUAUCUUCAGUCUUGCCUUACAAAUCUGUGGCUUUCUCAUUGUACAAGACCAGCUGUGGUACAGCUCCAGUGAUAUAUUUAGAGCUUGCCAUCCAGGCAAUAAUAAUGCCUCAUUUAAUCUGAGUAGCAGCAAUGAUACUUCUAUGUCCCUGCCUGAAAAGACUGAAUACCAGAGCUAUGAAAACACCACUGUCUGGCUCCUGAGCACUAUUAAUUGCCUUAUUGUAGCCUUUGUGUUCUCAAAAGGGAAGCCAUUCAGACAACCUAUUUAUACGAACUAUUUAUUUGUAAUUGUGAUUUUAGUCCAGCUCAUAGUUUGCAUCUUCCUGCUGUUUGCAAACAUUUCACAUUUAUAUGUUGUGAUGGAGCUUGUUUGUACACCUCUCAUAUGGAGAGGAUCCAUUGUAAUAAUGCUGCUUAUUAUAUUAGGCCUUUCCUAUGCUACAGAGGCACUUGUAAUUGAAAACAGGACGCUUUGGGACAUAAUAAAACGUCUUACUCAAUACAAAUCAAAGAGUCCCUACAAGAAAAUACGCCGAACAUUGGCCAAAGAUUCUGAAUGGCCUCCAAUGAACACGAAAAACAAUUCUGUCCCCACUGACUUAGCAUUGACAAGUGAAAUGGGAGACUAUGUCAAUCCAAUUUUUGAAAUAAGUGAGAAACCUUAACAAGUCCAACAGCUGGUGGUCAAAGCCUAUGGUGGGAAUUCAUUAAAAUGGGUGCAGACAGAAUCUGGACCCGCUGUGCAUAUAACCAAUCAGCUUUUACAUACGGUUUUAAACCAAUCUUGUUUUGUGGACGUUUUGUGAAGCGCUCUUUUUAACAUUUGUACUAAUAAAUAUUUGAUACUUUUUUUUUUAA